GAAUGGCAGCUUCAGGCGGUGAGGACGCUGAACCACGAUUGCGUGCAGCUGAAGUUCCGGUGCCUCGGUGAUGUUGCAAUUGACUCUAUCGCACCUGUUUGGCAUGUUGAUCUUGCAGCUGAACUUGGUGACCGCACAGUAUCCAGAGCAUACACGCCAGUCAGCACUGCCCAAGACUUUGCCAAUGGCGUGCUGGACCUGCUGAUCAAGGUUUACCCGAAUGGUGUCAUGACUCAGCACCUGGCUAGUCUCAAGGUGGGCGAAUGCAUAGCCGUCGCAAAGCCAAUUUCCACGCUGGACAUAGGCUUUCUAGCCGAGGGUGUUGUUGUCAUUGCAGGCGGAAGUGCUGUGACACUUGCCAUGCAGGUUUGUGAAAUUGUCCUCAAUCUCGAGGAGCCACCUGAGGUCCAUCUUUUGCUCUGUAAUAAGACUGUGGAUGAUGCCCUCUUCGCAGAGAGAUUCGAGCAGCUAUUGGAGACACAUCCACUGUUCCAUGUGACCCAUUGCAUUUCCAGGGAGAAGCCUCACAAAGCUGGUCGAGCUCUUUGGAAGCAAGACCGCUUGAAUGUGGCGAUCCUUCGGGGUCUGCCACAGCAAUUGAAGACCAUAGUCAGUGGACCUCCUGGUCUUUGCCGUGCCGCCUAUGAUGCCUUGUGGGCACUCAACCGCUUGGGCAAUACGCUUUUCCUGGAUGAGCUGCCAGAAGUCUCCUCUGCUUGCGCCAGCAAGCUGGUUGAAGGAGCGCCACCCAAGCGACAGGACCGCCCAAGCCAGGCCGGGCAGGAGGUAUUGAAGAGGGCAAAGGCCGCAAUGGGCACGUAG
This is a messenger RNA of Symbiodinium pilosum, 822 nucleotides long. NCBI's taxonomy places the organism in Eukaryota, Dinophyceae, Suessiales, Symbiodiniaceae. The record is from the annotation of a GenBank genome assembly.